CAACAUGCUACAGCGUUGGCUUGCUGAUCCUACAAAGGGGAAGCUUUGUAUUUUUGCGCAUCACAUUUCUGUCCUAGAUGCCAUUCGUGAUCAUGCAAAUCUUAACAACGAGAAUGGCAGUCGCAGUAAGUACAUUCGCAUUGAUGGAAAGACUCCUGCGAAAUUUCGACAGGAACAGAUCACUAGCUUUCAAUCGGACCCAACGGUUCGUGUUGCACUUUUGGGUAUAACUGCGGCCGGGGUAGCAGUAACGCUAACUGCAUCGUCGACUGUCUGGUUUGCUGAACUAUUUUGGACGCCAGCUCUUAUGAUUCAAGCCGAGGAUAGAUGUCACCGAAUUGGACAGCAAGCACAGGUCAAAUGCUUAUACUUCGUGGCAAAAGGGACUCUUGAUGACGUUCUUUGGAAGCUGAUCGAGAAGAAGUUUCAAGAUCUUGGGGAAUUUGUGGAAGGAAAAGAGAAACUCAAGCUAGUCGUUGACAAAACCUAUACAACAUUAAAGGAGCUUCACUCUCUCUUCCAAUCACAACACGCCGAAAAUAACGAUUAUGUGGAAUUCGGGGACGAAGGAGUUGACCACGAGAUUGAAUUGGACACAGAUAUUCAUCGAGAUAUUGAGGCCUUCGGCGAAGAAGAAAGGCAAAUGUUGCGAAUGCUUGACGCUGAAGACGAUGACGGAGAUGUAAAAGGCCCUAAAGAUAACG
Molecule: messenger RNA, 704 nt
Organism: Phaeodactylum tricornutum CCAP 1055/1
Lineage: Eukaryota; Bacillariophyta; Bacillariophyceae; Surirellales; Neidiaceae
Exons: 1
Biological process (GO): DNA repair; replication fork processing
Cellular component (GO): nuclear replication fork
Source: RefSeq, a predicted model, not a curated record